AUGAGAGCAGAAAUCAGAGCAGUCACUACAAGCAAGACCAAGUAUGCGGCCAUCGACCCAGACUACCGCUCCGAGUUCUGGAAUGACAAAACCGAAGCCAGCGAGGUCUUCUUCAACCCAUCCAUAACCACCGGUCAAGGUACACGCCAGCUCAUCGCUAUCGCCGAGAAAGGUCUCGCAGAGUUCUCACAGACUCUCGGAAUCGCGUCUCGCAACGUCACCUCGCUCCACAAGGGCGUCCUGCAAGCCAAGAUCAAUGCCUACAAUCACAAUGCCGAGGCAGCACGCGAGGGUAUUACCGACAACCUAGUCGACGUGGACAAAGCUGGAAGAGCCUUCGUGGGUCAAAUCGAGUGCGAGCGCAAGUGUGGCGCGCUGGCAGCUCAUCUUGUCCAGAAGUUCGAGCAGUUGCAGAAGAUCGCGAUGACUGUUCUAGCGGAGCAGACGGCUCAUGGAGAUAUGGUGAUGAAGAAGGUGGACUCGCUCAAGAAGGUGACUAUCGGUAUCAAGUGCGUCGACAACGUCUGGCCAGAGAUCAUUCUUGGUAUCCAACAGUUGAAGCACAUGACGGACGCUGCGGACGCGCACAGAAACACUCUCAUGCCUUCUCUUGGUGGUACGGGAAUGAAGCUGAUCGAGAUGGAGGUCGAGAAGUCCGUCGGAGGAGGGGAUGAAGACGAUGAUGCCACUGUCGCUGGUGAUGAGGACGAUGAUGCCGAGAAGCCGCGUGUGUUCUACAUCGUCGACGCCGAGGAAGCGCCUGAAGCUGAAGCAGAGGCUUGA
Exophiala viscosa is the source of this 783-nucleotide messenger RNA. RefSeq lists its product as uncharacterized. The transcript has 2 exons. NCBI's taxonomy places the organism in Eukaryota, Fungi, Ascomycota, Eurotiomycetes, Chaetothyriales, Herpotrichiellaceae. The coding region runs from base 1 to 783 and encodes 260 amino acids. The record is from RefSeq and is a predicted model, not a curated record.